AUAACUUUAGCGCAGCGAAGCACAAAACUGCAGCAUGUCGAAGGCUUCCGGUUCUGAAGAGGAGCCGCUGGUGCCAGAUGAUUUCGAUGAUGAUUUCUACCGAGAGCUGGGCGAGAAGAUACCAGAGGCAACGAAGGCUUUGCGGCAAAAGGACACGCCCAAUAAUGCUGACAAUGUGCAACGGCUGCUCAUCUGUGGCACACGCUACAAGAAUGAUCUACGCCUAGAGCGGGAGCGGGUGCAGGAGCUGCAAAAGUCAAUCGAGACGCUCGAGGGGCGCCUGGAGAAUGCCGCGCGAGUGAGUAAAAUGGACAUGGCCACCAUCGAGGAGCUGCGUGGGGUUAUAGAGGGUGCGUGGAAGCAGAAGGAUGCCGCACAGAUCCGCGAACAAUCCGCACAGGAUGAGGUGCUGAGUUUGCGCGAGAAACUGGACGAGUCCGAGCAAAUGGUGGCCCAUCUCAAUGAGAAACGUUUGGCCAUGAGCAAGCGUGACGAUGGCAAAGAACGGGAGCGACUCACCGCCGAAAUAAACGAACUGAACAAGCGCCUGCAGAUGCAGCGCUCCUGCACAGCCGAGCUGGAUAACACCAUAGAGGGGCUGGAGGCGAAGAACAAGGAAUUGGUCAAGCUGCUGGAUGAAACCUCCACCGAUGCCUGCAAUCUGAAGCGCAAGAGCGAUGCUCUGGCCAAGGAGCUGGCCACCAUGAAGAGCGAUGAGACCAAAUACCAGGAACAAAUCUCGCACAUGAAGUCCGCCAAUGAGCAUCUGACCAAAGUCAAGGUCCGUCAGAAUCUGCAGAUUCUGUCGCUGAAGACAAACCUCGAGCACCUCAAUACCCAGCACAAUGCGACGAGCAAUAAGCUGGCCAAACUCACCGUGGAUCUGGAGUACACGGUGCAGGAGCGGGACAAGAACAAGCGGGCGCUGAAUCAGCGCAUCAAUCUGCUAAAGGUGCGCGAGGAUGAGCUGAUCAAAGUGCGGCAGGACAAUGGCAAGCUGGCCAAGUCGCAGGAAACAAUUGCACGCAAAUACGCUGGGUUGGAUGAGGCCAAGCGGGAGGUGGAAGAAGAGAAUAUACGGCUGAAAACACAGCUGGGCACACAGGACAAGGAGCUGGAGUCGAUGCGUCGCGUGGUGCAUCACUUUGAGAAGAACAACGAGAACUUGACCAAGGAGCGGGACAUUUUGCGCAGAGACCUGCAGGCGGAGCACCAGCAGCUGGAGCAGGUGAGCGCGCAGCAUCAGGAGUCACAGCAUGAGGUGCGCGCACUCACCGACACCAUCAGCAGCAUGGACAUCAGGCUGAAGAAACUCAACGAGGAUGCCAACAAGUUGAAGAAGGAGAAGACCAAGAAGCUGGAUGAGAUACAGCACUGGAUUGACAAGCUCGAUGCGCUGCAGAAUGAAAUGCGCUUAAAGGAGAACUACGAAAUCGAGCUGAAGCGCACCAUUAGCGAUCUGGAGGCCAAGUGCUCCAAGUUUCAGCAGCAGCACGAUGUUCUGGCCAACGAGCGGCAGAGUUUGCAGCGAAAUCUCCAACUGGCCGACGAUGAACGCCAGAAGCUGCGCGACCAGCUGGUCAAUCUGCAGUCGCACAUCGAGAAGCUCAAGGGCAAGAUCUCGUAUCGGGAUGGGGAGCUGAACAAGCUGCAGCUGCAGAUCGAUCGCAUGGAGAAGGAGCGCCGAAUGCUGCGCAACGAGGUGCGACAGGCGCAGCUGGGGCAGCAGCACACCAAGGCCGAGCUGCUGGACAAGCGCAAGGAGAACGAUCGCCAAGCCAAGUCGCUGCAGGAGGACGAGCAGCGUUUGGCGCGCCUGCGCAAGGAUGUGGACAACCUGAUGAACGAGAAGAAUGCCAUCAGUUCGGCGCUGACCAAGCGCAACGAGGAGUACGAUCGACUGAAGCACACGCUGGAAAACCUACAGACAGUCUACGACCAGACGGAGCGCCAGUGCAGCCAGUGCCAGGACGAUAUGCGGCUGAUGGGUGUGGAGAUCAAGAAUCUGCGAACCGAACGCGAUGUGCUGCGUGCCGAUCGCGAGAGUGCCGCCGAUUUGCGGCAGGAGCUGCUUCAAAUGCAUCGCAUGCUCAAUCAGGAGCGCAUCAAGGCGCGUGCGCUGCAGGACGAGAUGGUCACCCCCAUGAAUGUGCAUCGCUGGCGCCUGCUCAGCGGCAAGGAUCCCGAGAAGAUGGAUCUACUCGAACGCAUACGCAUCCUACGCAAGCAGCUGCUCUCCCAAAAUGUGGCCGCGCUGGAGCAUGAGCGUGCGCUCAACGAGGCGCAGCAGCUGCAUGCGGCGCUGAAAGAGUUUAUGCUGAAGCUGCCCAGCCACAAGGUGCGAGCGGAGCUGAACAGCGUGAAGGCCUGCCUUUCAGCCAAGGAGCGUAAGCUGCGGGUACUCAAGGCAGAGCUGACUGUCAAGGAGGCGGACGAGAAGUCCAAUGUCGUGAAGCUGGAGGAAAUGCGCAUGAACCUAGCGCUGACCAAGACCCAGCUGCUGGAGGAGAAGAAAUGCAAGCAAAAGCUGCUGGAGGAACGUCAACUCUUAGAGCAAAUGCAGGCCCACUGCUACUCGGCACCCCCGCAGCUGCCACGUACCCUCGGAGCGGGCUUCAAGAUGGUCACCACAUUGCUUUAAUCAUGAGCACAAA
Molecule: messenger RNA, 2654 nt
Organism: Drosophila guanche
Lineage: Eukaryota; Metazoa; Arthropoda; Insecta; Diptera; Drosophilidae
Product: cilia- and flagella-associated protein 58
Exons: 7
Coding region: 35-2641 (868 amino acids)
Cellular component (GO): cytoskeleton
Source: RefSeq, a predicted model, not a curated record